Strongylus vulgaris is the source of this 644-nucleotide messenger RNA. The record is from the annotation of a GenBank genome assembly. NCBI's taxonomy places the organism in Eukaryota, Metazoa, Nematoda, Chromadorea, Rhabditida, Strongylidae.
AUGAGAAAAGAUUUCUCUCCAGUAAGUCAUAGCCUUCUCGACAAUGUCACAAUCCGAUCAAAACUUUUUAACACUUACGCCCAGAUAUCGCCGUUGCAAGCAUUGCAUGGUCCCGUAGAGUUGUUAAUGCCUCAACAUGGCCGGGAUAUCGCAUUUCGGACUAGUGGUAAAAAUAAUCGAGGAUGUGUUGUGAUGUUGUUGUACACUGCUUCUGGUGAGAAGAGCAGUAUUGAGAUUCCGUUUGUGCAUAUCGAGAGCUUUGCGAUGCUCACAUCUGGUAAUAAGCCUGCAAUCUCCAUGAUUCUAUCGGACUUUGCUGCAAAGAAUUUGGCCCUUAGGCUUGGUACUCGAGAUAAGAUUGAGCAUAUAAUGCGAGGUUACCCAAAUGGUCUUGAAGAAGGGUCAAAGAAGCUGGUUUUUGUUUUGCAGCCUUAUAAAGAUAGUUUAUUUGUUCAAUAUAGCGGCUCCGAAAAUAACCAUUUUGGUGGAAUAAAUGAGCUUCACAAGCGCAUUGAUGUUUGGGUACGAUUUAUUCGGAAUAGAGAUUUGCUGGCGAAGGAGCAACGGCAACAAGCUAAUCGAAGCUGUCAGUCACACUUGGAAAAGCGAACUUCAGAAGACUUUUUAGGUCAGUAUAGUUAAUU